AUGGCCAGUUCAACCAGCCUAGAUCGGGCUAUAGAAAUUGUACAGAAAGCCAUUGACGAAGAUGUGAAACAGAAUUAUAGCGAAGCGUACAAGUUUUAUAUGAAUUCUCUCGACUACUUCAUGCUUGCUUUGAAGUAUGAAAAGAAUGACAAGUCUAAGUUGUUGAUUCGAACCAAGAUCAACGAAUAUCUUGCUCGGGCGGAAACUCUAAAAGAACAUCUGAAUGCGCAGGCUGAUAGAAGGGGGAAACAAGCUAUGGGGGCAAAUGGAUCGAGUUCUGGUAUUGGAGGUGGAGGAAAGAAGAAGGAUGGUGAAGAAGAUGACACCGACCCGGAAGUGAAGAAAUUAAGAGCAGGACUCGCAGGCGCAAUUAUUUCCGAAACACCGAAUGUCAAAUGGGACGAUGUGGCUGGGCUUGAAAUUGCGAAAGCGUCGUUAAAGGAAGCCGUUAUAUUACCCAUAAAGUUUCCACAUCUGUUCACUGGAAAACGUACGCCGUGGAGGGGUAUUCUUUUGUAUGGACCACCCGGAACUGGAAAGUCAUAUCUGGCCAAGGCGGUGGCGACCGAAGCCAAAAGUACCUUUUACAGCGUCAGUUCUAGUGACCUGGUCAGCAAAUGGCAAGGUGAUUCUGAACGACUGGUAAAGCAAUUAUUUGAGCUCGCAAGAGAAUCGAAACCGUCUAUCAUCUUCAUCGACGAGAUCGACUCGUUAGCUGGAACUCGUAAUGAGUCAGAAUCAGAAGGCUCGCGGCGUAUUAAGACGGAGUUCCUAGUUCAGAUGAAUGGUGUCGGGCACGACGAUACAGGUGUUCUGGUUCUCGGUGCAACUAACAUUCCAUGGCAGUUAGACAAUGCCAUCAAGCGACGAUUCGAAAAGAGAAUAUAUAUUCCUCUUCCUGGCCCAGAUGCAAGACGUCGAAUGUUCGAACUACAUGUCGGGUCCACCCCUUGCGAGCUUACCCCGAAAGACUAUCGAACCCUGGCUGACCAGACAGAUGGAUAUUCGGGGUCAGAUAUCGCUAUUGUCGUACGCGACGCUCUCAUGCAGCCUGUACGAAAGGUGAUAGCAGCUACGCAUUUCAAGCGCACGCCCGACGACGAAGGCGAAAUAGCCAAAUGGACGCCUUGUUCGCCUGGGGAUCCGGACGCAGUCGAGAAGACAUGGUCCGACAUCGAGUCAGACGAGUUAUUAGAGCCUCCUUUGAGGCUGGCGGAUUUCUUGAAGUCGUUGGCCAGUGUUAGACCUACAGUAACGGAGGCAGAUAUCAAACGACAUGACAAUUGGACCAAAGAAUCUGGGGAACUCGGGAAUGACUGA
Molecule: messenger RNA, 1320 nt
Organism: Marasmius oreades (fairy-ring Marasmius)
Lineage: Eukaryota; Fungi; Basidiomycota; Agaricomycetes; Agaricales; Marasmiaceae
Gene: VPS4
Product: Vacuolar protein sorting-associated protein 4
Exons: 7
Coding region: 1-1320 (439 amino acids)
Biological process (GO): vacuole organization; endosomal transport
Molecular function (GO): ATP binding; ATP hydrolysis activity
Source: RefSeq, a predicted model, not a curated record